AUGCCACCAAAAGCAGCAACCAAUCUGGGCUACAUUCCACCAGAUGGAGGAUGGGGCUGGGCUGUCGUCUUUGCUUCCUUCAUCUCCAUUGGAUUUGCCUAUGCUUUUCCCAAGUCGCUCACCAUAUACUACAAGGAGAUCCAGGAAUAUUUUUCCGUUUCCUACAGCCAGAUUGCUUGGGUUUCCUCAGUCAUGCUUGCAUCAAUGUAUGCUGCAGGGCCCGUGAGCAGCAUUCUUGUGAAUCGCUAUGGCAGCAGACCCGUGGUGAUGGUUGGUGGUCUCAUGGUUGGCUGUGGUAUGGUGCUGGCUUCUUUUGGGACAAGUAUUUUCCAUCUGUAUAUCUGCAUUGGAGUAAUUGGAGGUUUCGGCCUUGCCUUCAAUCUGCAGCCGGCUCUGACCAUCAUUGGAACGUACUUCCACGCAAAGAGACCGAUGGCGAACGGGCUGGCGAUGACAGGAAGUCCAGUAGUUCUCUUCAGUCUGGCUCCCCUCAAUCAGUUUCUCUUUGAUUCUUUUGGAUGGAGAGGAAGCUUCCUCAUCCUGGGAGCUAUUGUUUUGAACUGCUGUGUUGCCGGUUCUCUGAUGAGACCUGUCAACAAAAACGUCCAACCUGAACCAAAACCGGACGCGGAAGACAGUAAUGAAGCGGAGGAGAUGGUCGUAGAUAAUAACCAUGUUGUGGAAAGCCAAAAUGAGAGCAAGAAAAAUGGAUGCGUUCACAGGUUUAUAGACGUGUCGCUGUUCAAACACAGGGGAUUCCUUAUUUAUCUCAUCGGUAAUGUGGUCAUGUUAUUUGGCUUUUUCGCACCUGUGGUUUUCUUAGCGCCAUAUGCCAAACAUCAAGGAAUCGAUGAAUAUUCAGCAGCAUUCUUGCUCUCUAUUUUUGCUUUAGUAGAUAUGUUUAUUAGACCAGCAACCGGCUUCAUCGGCAACACAAAAUGGAUCCGACCAAGAAUCCAAUAUCUAUUCAGUUUCGCUGUCUCCUGCAAUGGAGUCUGUCACCUGAUGUGCCCACUGGUGUCCGGAUAUGUGGGUUUUGUUGUUUAUGCUGUCUUUUUCGGCUUUACAUUCGGAAUGGUUUGUUCUCUGCUCUUUGAGGUGUUGAUGGACCUGGUGGGAGCUCAUCGUUUCUCCAGUGCGGUUGGACUUGUCACUAUCAUCGAGUGCGGCCCCGUGCUGCUCGGCCCUCCACUUUCAGGAGCUCUUGUUGAUAUUUUUGGAGACUACAAGUAUAUGUACUACGCAUGUGGUGUAAUUAUGCUGGUGCCGGGACUGUUUUUCUUCAUCAUGCAUUAUUAUAACUACAAGAGACUGGACGAGGAGAAGCGAUAUCGGUCGACUGUGGAAGCUUACAACUUAAAUUGAAGCAGGAAUUUAAUGGAUCUGAGUGAGCACUGAUUAGCAAUGAAGAGAUUUAUUUUCUACCUCAGAUUUGAACUAUAGACUCUUUUUCAACUUGUAUGCA
Molecule: messenger RNA, 1465 nt
Organism: Doryrhamphus excisus (bluestripe pipefish)
Lineage: Eukaryota; Metazoa; Chordata; Actinopteri; Syngnathiformes; Syngnathidae
Product: monocarboxylate transporter 2-like
Biological process (GO): monocarboxylic acid transport; transmembrane transport
Cellular component (GO): basolateral plasma membrane
Molecular function (GO): monocarboxylic acid transmembrane transporter activity
Source: RefSeq, a predicted model, not a curated record